Cygnus atratus (black swan) is the source of this 2981-nucleotide messenger RNA. Its product is annotated as P2R1A-PPP2R2A-interacting phosphatase regulator 1. The record is from RefSeq and is a predicted model, not a curated record. Gene Ontology annotation, molecular function: protein serine/threonine phosphatase inhibitor activity. Gene Ontology annotation, cellular component: nucleus; cytoplasm. NCBI's taxonomy places the organism in Eukaryota, Metazoa, Chordata, Aves, Anseriformes, Anatidae. Gene Ontology annotation, biological process: mitotic G2/M transition checkpoint. The coding region runs from base 126 to 980 and encodes 284 amino acids. The transcript is spliced from 10 exons.
CGUGGGGAGCGGCGGCGGCGGCGCGAGAUGAGGAGCGGCGGCGGCCGCCGGCAGUGAAUGGGCGUCGCGGCGGAGCGGGACGAGCCGCAGGCGCAGCCGGGGCCGGGGCCGGGGCCGGAGCCGCGAUGGCUCAGGAGAAAAUGGAGCUGGACCUGGAGCUGCCGCCGGGGAGCGCCGCGGCCCCGAGCGACGGGGGCGGCCUGAGGAGAUCCAACAGCGCCCCCCUCAUCCACGGGCUCAGUGAUAAUUCACAGGUGUUCCAGGCUAACGUGUUGCGAACCCGCAGGAACAGUACCACAGUUAUGAAUCGUCACAGUCUGUUUGUGCCAUCAUCUCCUAUACGUAUUCCUAGCAGCCGUCUUCAUCAAAUCAAACAGGAAGAAGGAAUGAAUUUGAUGAACAGAGAAACAGUACAUGAAAGGGAAGUGCAAGUAGCAAUGCAGAUGAGCCAGUCAUGGGAGGAGAGCUUGAGCCUGAGUGACAAUGAUUUUGAAAAAUCAUCAUCACCAAAGCAAGUAGACUUUGUCCCAGUCUCUCCAGCUCCUUCACCUACCAGAGGAAUAGGGAAGCAAUGUUUCUCACCAUCUUUGCAAAGUUUGGUUAGUAGCAGUGGAUUACCUCCAAGUCCUAGCCCAAGUCCAACACGGAGAUUUUCAAGCAGGAGAAGCCAGAGUCCAAUUAACUGCAUUCGACCAAGUGUUCUUGGGUCAAUAAAAAGAAAAGGGGUAACAGAGAUGGAAGAUCAUCCAAAAAGACUAUUCCAAGGAUCCAUGAACGUGCUUACUCCUGAAAUUUCACAUCACACGGACAGUGUGGGAUGUUUGUCGUCACAUGCUCUUGAUGACAAUAGAAGCAGUGCAGGCUCUUCUUGCGACUCGCCAGCUGAAGUUAGCGCCAACACAGACUCUCCAGUCUCACUGUCUGACUCCAGAUCUCCAUUUUUACCAGUAGACCUUACAGCUAAGUUACCUAUCGAUUGAGAAGCACAAGUCUGCUAAUGGGACACCAAUCAACAGGCUGGAUAUCAAUAAGACUUUCUCUUGUGUGUAACUGAGUCUUUUAUGUGAUUCUGUUCCUCAUAGGAACUUCCAGAAAUGUCAUUAUUUCUAGACAACUUCCAGAAUAGUUCCUUGAGGAGGAAUUCACGUUUCUAGUGAUUUGUAUGACAUUUACUAACAGUACAGUAAGCAUUUGAAUUGCAAACAUAUCUGAUGCUAACAUGAGUGUACAAGCUACGGAUUUCUCACGGAUAUAUUCUUGUUGGUGUAAGUUACAAAUACUGUAUAUACCUUCUGCUUGUGGACGUUGGCUUUCCAACAGCCAAAAGGUGGUGUCCUCACUAACAGAAAGCGGUGCUCUAUGUGGUAAAAGAAAACUUCCACGUUUGUCCUCUGUCUUAAACCAAUGAAGCAGCUUACUUAAUUUGUUUUUAUUCCUGGAGUGUUAGGUAUUUAUAAUUUUUGUUUUCAUGUGGAAGAGAGAAUAGUGAGGGGGAAAAAGAAGUGACUCUUGCGUUCUGAUUGACUGUUAAUCAGUUCUGUGUUCUAAUUAGAUACCAAAAGAACAAGUUGGUGAAUCAUCAUCUUAAAUUUACAUGUUGGAUUUUACUCAUGAUCAUGACUGCUGUUGUGACUAAAUCCAAAGUUAGUGUGGAACCUUCUGGGGUUUUGUACUUUUCUUCUUCCCCAUUUAGAUGAUGUGUUAGAGUGGUAGAUGCUCUGUUAAUCUUUUAAUGGGGAAAAAUAGUAAUAAUGUUUGGAACAAAACAUUAAAUUGUGAGAUUUUAGUAUCUAAUACUUCAGAAGUACAUUAUUUUAACAGAUAGUGUUUGUCCUCGUAUAUGACUUUUGAUGGACAGAAAUAAUGAGGGACCACGAAUGCUUUUAUACAGGCUGAGGUGAUCAAACCUGCCUAAUCAGUAUUUAAUCUCCUGAUGUCACUUUCCCCCAAAUAUUGACAUCAAGUUACUUCUGCUGUUGUGACAUUCAGAUGCUCAUUGAAAGUCUAGAAUUCAGUAAUCUGAUGUGUUUCAGGAUUCUUAUACUGUUUGAAAAGUCAGUAGGUUGAGGCAUCCUUAUUUCAACUCUGAAAUUCCCCAAACAAGAGGACAAAUCUGCAAACCAUCAUAGAGAGCUGUUUCAAAUUUUCCAGUGGCAACCUCAUUUUUGGUUGUUGACUCCUGUUAUGCAAUUGAACUUCCCCAGCUGGGUCCCCCCUUUGUAUGUGUGUAUGCGUCUUUACUCUGUGGUUUUAAGCCUUCUCUCCAGAGAAGUCAAUAAUGAAGCAAAAUGUUUUGCUUUUAAACACUAAAUCUUUGUAACGUGUAAUAAAAUGAGAAAAGUUUGGAAACUUCCUCAAGUAGGAGAGAAGCCCACUCUGAACUCUGCUGUGAUUCACGUGGGUGAAGCUUUGAUUGAAAGCAGCCAUAAAAGUAGAAAUGGAUGACAGCAUGAAGACCUGGUGAUCUGAGGACCAACAACCAGUUAUCCUUAUUGUAGAAAGAAAAUAGAACCUAUUUAAUAGUUUUACUCAGUUCAAUCAAGGUAUGUCAUAGUUUACUGCUGACUUCAUUCCUCUUAAAUUAUUGCAAUAGUCAACUUCCUGGUUGCAGAUUCUUUUUUUUUUUUUUUUUUUCAGUUCAGACUGCCCUUUGUCCCUGUGGCCGAUGGACAAACUUGUCUUUAAUGUCUGUUUGCUUGUCAUCUAAUAUGGCAUGGUUUCCUUUUGCAGUUUCAGAUAUGUGCCAAAGAGUUGCUGUGCAUUCACCCUUUUGUGGUGAGGGCAAGACUGUUGGUUUUUUUUUUUUUUUUAAAUCUUGCUUAUUUCUUAAGAAUGAGCCUCUUGGUGUCUGUCCCAGUCUUUUAAAAAAAGAUGCAUCAAUAGAGGGUUUUAAUAGUUGCAUGUGGGUCAACUUGUCUUUUUUCUGUUGAAUAUUUAUGCUAUUUUUCAAAUAAGUGCCAAUAAACGGAAACAUAAAUGUU